UAAUGAUGGCAUACAUACAUCGCCAUAUAUGCAUUCUAUUUGCCUACGGUAAAAAUAUUAUAUUCUUAGACAUUUAAUUUAAAUAGAUUAUGAAUCUUGUUUUUUUCAAACUUUUUUGUAUUCUUCUGUCAUAAUGCUCAAUACGUCGAAUUAGCUGUGACAGCUCGCAUCUUGUAAUAUGUCGCUUUAUAUUGUUCCCUACUAACUCUUUUCGUACACAAGAACGUAUUCACUGACGGGAAAUGAUGCGAAUAAUGCUAACGGUACUGGCGCUGGAGGCGGUGACCGUAGCGGGUGCACUGUACAGGAGCAACGGCAGCCGCUAUGGUUUUUUCCGUAGCAUGGAAGGGUACAGCCGGCGCGAGGGCGGGGGUACCCGGCGCGUGUUCGGCGGCGAGGCGGCCGAGCUGAGCGCGUUCCCGGCGGCGUGCGCGCUGCUCGACCGCUACUGGACGGCGCGCUGCUCGGCGGCGGUGGUGGCGCCGCGCUGGGCGCUCACCGCCGCGCACUGCGUGUCACCGCGCCUCGCCUACGUCAAGUACAACUGCCGCCGUCCCGCCUCCGCUGACGGCGACGUCGCCGCCGUACACUACCUCUAUCGGCACCCCGGGUACAAAGUAGUUCAUGAGGUCGUGGGCCGCGGUACGGACGUGACGUUGCUGCACCACGACAUCGGGCUGGUGCGCACGCGCCGGGACAUGGUGCUCCGCGGCCGCGACGCGCCCCACCUGCGCUCCCUGCACCUCUACAAUAGCCUCGAUCUCACAGAUAAGGAAGUACAGGUGCUGGGUUUCGGUCGCACGGAGUGGUCACUACUGGGCGAGGAGCUGUUUUCGGUGCGGCUACGGCUGGCAGCGUGCGAGCGCGGCGCGUGGCUCCACUGCGCGUGCGGCGUGGCGGCGGCCCGCGAACCGCGCGGCGUCUGCGCAGGAGACUCGGGCGGGCCCGUGCUCUACAGUGGCGUGCAGGUCGGGGUGACGUCGAUGGGCCCGCUAGAGUGCGUGAACAGGGCAGGUCCGCAGCCGGACUUUUCUGCUACGAGCGUGUUCACGACGGUGUACAACUAUGCAAGUCUUAUAAACGCUACUAUCUUAAAUACGGAGAACGAGCUAAGAAUGCGCGAGAUAGGGGUCGCGAGCCGCCGCGCGAGCAACGCAACGCUAGUGCUAGUAGCGGUAUUGGCUUUACUACGAGUAUCAGCGCGGUGACCGAAUACUUACAUACUCGUACUACUGAGUUGGUUUAACGUCAGGUGCGCACUGUUCACCCGGCAAGCGACCAGUGGUUGUUGUGUCGAAUCAAUCAUGAGAUGUGACAGCUAGCUGAUUUGUUAAGUCGACAGAGUAGUUGCGACUACCUAUUUGUAACGUCAAAUUAACUUUUUUCUAUCUUUUAUUCUUAUUUGUGCCAGGUUUACAACUAUGUAGGUACAGAAAAAUGAAUGUCAAUCGAUUUAAUU
Molecule: messenger RNA, 1459 nt
Organism: Galleria mellonella (greater wax moth)
Lineage: Eukaryota; Metazoa; Arthropoda; Insecta; Lepidoptera; Pyralidae
Product: chymotrypsin-1-like
Exons: 4
Coding region: 243-1208 (321 amino acids)
Biological process (GO): proteolysis
Molecular function (GO): serine-type endopeptidase activity
Source: RefSeq, a predicted model, not a curated record